Messenger RNA from Phragmites australis (common reed), 2231 nucleotides. RefSeq lists its product as uncharacterized. The coding region runs from base 67 to 840 and encodes 257 amino acids. NCBI's taxonomy places the organism in Eukaryota, Viridiplantae, Streptophyta, Magnoliopsida, Poales, Poaceae. The record is from RefSeq and is a predicted model, not a curated record. The transcript is spliced from 2 exons.
ACCGGACGUACCCCGGUGAAAUUCUUCCCAGUAAGUGAUCUUUCCCGCCCAGUGUGGCGCAACAGGAUGAGAAGGUUGGAAGGCCUGGGUCAGCGAGAGGAUGACCCUACCCUAGUUGCUACAGUGAAAUACCUUCUCGCACUGGACCAGCUAUACGAGAGCCACCGCUUCGAGUGGAGGGCAAGUAUUCAGAGGGCAGAACAUUCAGAGACCCGGGAAAGAGCUCUGCGGAGACAGUUGCAGCAAGUCCGAGAGCAGGCCGCAGCUGCAGAAAGGCGUGCCGAAGAUAUGACCAAGGCCCUCAUGGAGACCUCCGAGCACUAUGUCAAGGAGCUCAACCAAGCCUACUUGACAUGCCACAGGACGCACGGAGGACCGCACCGCAAGCUCACCCCGAGGAAGAGGACCUUCCACUUGCCUCCUCUUGACAGCGUUCAGCGCUUGGAAUUACCCGGAGUUCCCCUCCUGCCCCCAGGAGUCGCCAGCGCAAUCGCGUCUGGCAGAGUGAUACCCGCACCGGUCGCAGUGCCGCCACCACCUCCACCAGCUCCCGGAGCAGAGCCAGAAGGCCCGAUGUAUGAAGAAGGAUCCGAGGAAGAAGAAGAAGAAGAAGAAGAAGAAGAAGAAGAAGAAGAAGAAGAAGAAGAAGAACCCUUCGAGCGCGAGUUUGUGCGCGACGACAACUCGGAGGAUAGCCAGGAGUCCGUGGGGGAGAACAACAUUGACUUGGAUGGUUACGAGGAGGACAUGGCUAGAACCUUUAGUCAGAUGAACGACUUGGAGCUAGCUAGCCAUGAUGACAUUGACCUCGCAGCAGAGUGGAGUGCAGCCCACCCUUGAAGCCCCCUUCACCAUCAGCAACGGCGCAAUUCAAGAGCGCCAUCAAGAUCAAUGAACCGCCUGCCGACCGCGUGUCAAACUUCCAGUAGUAUGCCCAGUAAUGUAACCCUUGUAUCGUAGUGUAGUAGCGUGUUGUGUUUGUAGCAGAUCCGUGUUGCUUGGAGCCUUAGCUCCAAUGCUCAUGUUGUGCUGAAUCUUGUGUAAUGUAAUGCUAUGUGAUUGAUGUUUGUGCUAAUGAUGUGUGCCUUAGUUAAUCGAGUGCCCUUAAAGAACCCUAGUAGCCUAUGGUCAGCCAUCCCCUCUGGAGCCUUACCUUUCUCCUACCUUCAAGCAGAUGCUGCCUAAAAGGACAGCUCGGAUCCAGCCACGCCAAGGGCGUCAAGCUCGUGAAGGAUAUGAGGCCGCUAGUGAGAUUCAAGUGAGACAUCAACCUAGGGGAAGACCUCGGACCAGAGGAGGAAAUCAGAACCGAGGCGGAUGGGUUAGGCAAGCUCCGCUAUAUCCCCAAGCCCAAAGAAGACUCAUGGAAGAGCUAGACCAUGAUGAAGAAGUGAACCAAGAGCCAGAAGGUUAUGGCCAAAACAACCAACUAAGAGGACAACUGCCACCCCCACCGUCGGUGGAGGAACUCGUGGCUUUGAUGGCAAAUCGGCUGACCGAAGCCAUAGCUCAAGGCAUUCAAGGCAAUCGUGGACAUGGUCAGGGGCCACAACCCAAAAUGACUGAGUUCAUGAGACUGAGACCAGCCACCUUUGACCACACUAAAGAUGACCCUUUGGUAGCAGAUGAUUGGCUAAGGGGCAUAAACAGGAAGCUGGAUGUUGUAAACCCCAGCGACCAUGAAAGAGUUCUUUUGGCAUCACACCAGCUAACAGGAGCAGCCCUAGAAUGGUGGGAAAACUACCAAGAAGCAGUAGAAGAUGCUAGUGCCAUCACAUGGAAGGAAUUCCAGGAGGAAUUUAGGAGGUAUCACAUUCCCGAAGGGAUCAUCGAGAUGAAGGUAGCAGAGUUCCGCGAUUUAAAGCAAGGGUCCAUGACCGUGAAUCAGUACAUUCGCAAGUUCACAAAGCUCUCUCGAUAUGCCCCUGAGGAUGUGAACACAGAUAAGAAGAAGCAGGACCGUUUCAGAAGGGGACUGCAUAGUACCCUGAAGACACACUUGUUCGCAAGUACCUACCCGGACUUCAAUACGAUGAUGAAUCGAGCCAUCAUCGUAGAGGAGGCCAAGACUGAAGGAGACAAUGAUCGGAAGCGCAAGUUUUUGGCACAGAAGCAGAAGCAGCAAGAGAGGUUUGCAAGGCCCAGACCUAGCUACCACCAGAAGCCAAAACACCAACCAACCAUGCAGUAUCGGUCUCAGGGAUAUAACCAACCAGCAAAUUCAGCCUACC